GUCUUGCUUCACAACAAGAAUGUCAUGUAGUUUGUGGGUAAAUCUUUCUUCUCAUUUCCAACAUCCAUUCAUCACCAUCCGCAAUGUCAGCAGCACUUUCAACAGCACCGACAAAGAGAAAAAGACGUAGAGUAAUCGUCGCUUGUUUGGAAUGCCAUCGAAGGAGAGUAAAGUGUGAUCGUGGAGAACCGUGCAAUGCUUGUAUAAGGCACGGCGUUGGUGAUUCUUGCGCUUAUGAGCCAAUGACAAAUACAAAAGAAGCAAAUGCCGGUCCCUCAAACAGCCAUGAGCCGGAAAUGCCUGCAGAAUCCACCGCUCAUGACUUUUUCAAUUUUGCAACAGGAAAUCAGCAACCGUAUGAAACGACCAACUGGUUCACUCAACCAUGGCAAAAUGUAAGCACCUCCGAUACAACUACAUCAUCUAUCAGAGCUCCAUCCCCACAUCGUCUAUCGGCAUUACGGUCAAGUCAUGACGGUAGCUCAAUCAGUCCUCCCAACCCAACAGAAGAUCCCUCGCCUGCGUCAUCUUCAAGCAGCUAUCCACAAAUGGAGAAUGCGCCUAUGGCACGCUUCUUGCGACAAUCUCAGGGUGAAAAAGUACCGCACUCGAAUACGGAAUCGUCAAGCAAUACCAGCCCUAGCCAAAAAGAAGGGUCUACAUAUGCAUAUACGCGGGAAGAAGCGAUCAGGAUACGUAAAGCAUGCGCUCAUUGGCCUCCUAUGAGUCGAAUCCCAAAUAUGGCACGGUUUUAUUUUGCCGAAUUGAACUGCUUUUACAAUAUCAUGGAUGAGGAUUACGUUAAUGCCUUCAUUGCUCGUCGUGUUUUACCCCUUUUGGAUUGCAAAAGUGACGAUGAGUUCUAUUAUAGGAUUCGACCUGGUGAUGCCACUAAGCUAGCCCUAACUGCAACGAUGAUUAUCAAUUCCGCUCUCAGAUGUAGUGCCGGCUUGCUUGCGCUCUGGUUCACAUCCCGUGAACCUAAAGGAAGGAUUAGAGAUGAUGCAUAUACGGCCGAAGCAAGGGAUGCAAUUUCUGCGCAAAUCAGAACAUCCAUCAAAACUUUGCUGACUGAAUGCAUGCAAUUGGAUGGUCCUUCGUAUGACAAAGUUCGAGCAACGAUUUGUUGGAUGGAAACUUUGAAGAGUGAAGGAUCUUUGGCAGGUCCUGAAGCGGUUGUAUGGUUUCCUCGUUUAACAAAAGUUGCGGAAGAGAUUGAUCUUUUCAAUGAACCACCAAAAGAUGUUGGUGAGAUUGAGAGGGAGAUGCGUAGGUGGUUGUUCGUUGACUUUAUCGCUUGCAAUUGGUUUGGCGCAACGAUUUAUGGUGAACAUUUACGUGUGCCUUCCGAGAAGCUAAAUACUGAAUAUCCAUCAAGAUUUAAGAACCGAGAACAAGAAGUGAAAAUGCUUCGAUUCCGAAUGGGAAAGGUAUUCGGCGAAUUAGGUCAAGUGACCAAAAACGGUACGACGGAUUGGCGAAAGGUAGACGAUAUCGAUGAAGAACUUCAGGAAUACUUGCGUGCAAUACCCAAUGAUCUCAAGCCAGAAACAGCCGGUGGAAUUUUGAAUGCAGCAUUUAAGCAAUCUUUGCUGCACAAUCAUACUUCAGAAUCAAAGGCUUUUCGUUUGCAAAAGCACUUGCUUGGGGUUUUUUAUAACUUCUUGCGAGGUUUGACGCACAGGACUAGAUUUUUUCCACAUCCAGAGAUACCCGAAGAACGUGUUCAGCAUUCUCGCCAGAUUUGCGUAGAAUCAGCAAAGAAUAUCCUUUGGCUUCAGCAAGAAAAUCGAGCAGAGUCCUUCUCCGAUGCAUGGGUUAGAGGGUUUCAUUAUGUAUACAUCACUUUGGAGCAUGCCGUCGUUCUGAUCUUGGCAGCAUUGACGACUCUUGGUGAUGCAGAGACUGAGCAGCAAGCAAGGAUGCAUGACUCUCGCACUGCUACAGAAUGGGAAGGUGGUCCGUUACAAGAAGCAGUGACAAAAGCUCGUUCUUUACUUGAAUGGAGUCAACGUGCUGCUGAUAUCUUAUCUGGUUUGCCGAUGGAUGUUUCGACAAACAUUCAAGCAAGUCAAUUUUUGAACAGAUUACAAACAAAAGCAAAUAGUCUGGUUGAUUGGUAUGAAUCUUAUGCUAAAUCAUCUACCGGUCCAAGAUUGGCCAUCUUCAGUGCUGCAACGGCAACUAAACACCUUCUUUCCGAUUCUGAUGGUAAAACGUUACCGAUCCCGAUGCUGCAUGGGAAUAUCGAGAUGACAAGCGAUCAAAGCUUUUCAAACGAAAAGCAGGCUAAAGUACCCUCAAAAUCCUCAAAUGAAAGCACACAAGAUCCAAUGCUGUUUUUGGGUUCACAUGCUAUUAUGGGCAAUACAUCUCAGAAUGAUCAGCAAGGACAGUCUUCGUCCAAUCUUACACCAUCACAAAUGCUUCAUUUUGAUAACAAUUCAAUGAGUGAUUUGGUCUAUAUGGGUGGCCUAGACAACGCGAGCUUUUCUUUGCCCAGAAAGGAUGCGGAAGAUCCUUUGAGCAUGUUUGACGCUGCACCUCCUUUGGAAGAACAAAUUGAUGUUUGGUUGGCCUUGUUGCAGCAGUGAGGAAUGUGUUUCUCGCAGGACUCGAUCAUAAAAUAAAGGAUGUAAUGUAAUAUAAUAGUCACAUUUCUUUCUCUUCAUGUAUUUGUUAUCGGAAUGAAAAGCUAC
Messenger RNA from Meira miltonrushii, 2699 nucleotides. RefSeq lists its product as uncharacterized. Gene Ontology annotation, molecular function: DNA-binding transcription factor activity, RNA polymerase II-specific; zinc ion binding. The transcript has a single exon. The record is from RefSeq and is a predicted model, not a curated record. The coding region runs from base 84 to 2594 and encodes 836 amino acids. NCBI's taxonomy places the organism in Eukaryota, Fungi, Basidiomycota, Exobasidiomycetes, Exobasidiales, Brachybasidiaceae. Gene Ontology annotation, biological process: regulation of DNA-templated transcription.